Molecule: messenger RNA, 933 nt
Organism: Lodderomyces pseudojiufengensis
Lineage: Eukaryota; Fungi; Ascomycota; Pichiomycetes; Serinales; Debaryomycetaceae
Gene: PPH3
Product: phosphoprotein phosphatase PP4 catalytic subunit
Exons: 2
Coding region: 1-933 (310 amino acids)
Biological process (GO): peptidyl-serine dephosphorylation; double-strand break repair via homologous recombination
Cellular component (GO): cytoplasm; nucleus
Molecular function (GO): protein serine/threonine phosphatase activity
Source: RefSeq, a predicted model, not a curated record
AUGGUAAAACUUAAUUUGGAAGAAAUUAUUGAAGAUAUAAAAAAUUGUAAAAUUAUAAAAGAAUCAAUAAUUGAAAAAAUAUGUUCAAAAGUAAUAGAUAUAUUAAUUGAGGAGUCAAAUAUUCAACAAUUACAAACACCAAUAACAAUAUGUGGAGAUAUUCAUGGUCAAUUACAUGAUUUAAUAACAAUAUUAAAAAUUGGAGGUGAUUUAGCAUUGGAAAAUCAAAAUUAUUUAUUUUUAGGAGAUUUUGUUGAUAGAGGUUUUUAUUCAUUAGAAACUUUUUUAUUAUUAAUAGUAUUAAAAUUGAAAUAUCCUAAACAAAUUUAUUUAAUAAGAGGUAAUCAUGAAUCAAGAACUAUAACAAUGGUUUAUGGAUUUUAUGAUGAAUGUUUAAGAAAAUAUGGUUCAAUAAAUGUUUGGAGAAAUUGUUGUGAAGUAUUUGAUUAUUUAAGUUUAGGAGCAGUUAUAAAUAAUUCAAUAUUUGCUAUACAUGGAGGUUUAAGUCCUGAUAUUGAUACUAUAGAUGAAAUUAGAAAAUUAGAUAGAAAACAAGAAGUUCCUCAUGAAGGUUCAAUGUGUGAUUUAUUAUGGAGUGAUCCAGAAGAUAAUUUACAAGGUUGGAAUAUAUCACCAAGAGGUGCAGGUUUCUUGUUUGGUUCAAAUGAAGUUAAUAAAUUUUUAUACAAAAAUAAUAUGGAUUUUAUAACAAGAGCUCAUCAAUUAGUUAUGGAAGGUUAUAAAGAAAUGUUUGAUUCAAAAUUAAUAACUGUUUGGUCUGCUCCUAAUUAUUGUUAUAGAUGUGGUAAUGUUGCUAGUGUAUUAAUUAUAAAUGAUGAUUUAUCAAAAGAAUUUAAAGUUUUUGAAGCUGUUUCAAAUAAUAAUAAUGGAUUUAUUAAUAAUAAAAAACCAGUUGUGGAUUAUUUUAUAUAA